AACCGAAGAGAGGGAAAUUAAUACCUUGCAAGUGAGGGCUCACAGCUUCACGAGCGAGGUGUAGAUCCAGCUGCCAAAAUCUCAUCUCCAAAGAGUACCUUUAUCCGCUGUGAAAGCGGUAAAAUGUCGACAGAGGAUGCCAAGGCGUACCUCUCAACUCGAGAGGUACCCCGCCUAUUCGAAUGCCUGAUGACGGGGCUCAUGUUUCACCGGCCCAACGAUCACAUCCAGUACUUGAUCGAUUGUUUGGAGAAGGUGAAGGUUAAAGGGCAAGCUGAUAUGACGUGGAACAUGUUCGUAGAAGUUCGAUCGGGAAAGACUCCCCUUCCUCCCAUCACACCGGACAACGGCAAACGUCCAGUGUCGCGGGGGAGAGUCACGCCUAAAGGCGGGCCUGGCAGCGGGAAGUCUGUGCAGGCGAACAAACUGGCUGAGAAACAUCCGGGCUGGGUCAACGUCCAUCUGGGCGAGCUGCUGCGGGCGGAGAUCGGGAACAGAGGCGCGGACGAGAAGUGGAAGAUGGUCAAAGAUUUGGUGGUCAGUGGGGAGCUGGCGCCGGAGGAGGUGACCUUGAGCCUGCUACAAGACUGUCUGCGCAACAACACGGAGGCCAACGGGUUCAUCAUUCAGGGCUUCCCCCGGGACAUGGCGCAGGCCCAGGACUUUGAGGACAAGAUAAGCCGAGUGGAUGCGGUGUUCCUGCUGGACUGCGAGGAAGACAAACUGACGCAGAACGUGUUGAGCCGGGGAAAGGAGACCGGCCGAUUGGACGAUUCGCCCAGCGCCUUGGCCCGCAGAAUGGCCACGUUCAAGGAGAAGACACUGCCCGUCCUCAAACAUUACGACGACUCAGGGAAACUUUACAUUGUCGAUGGUGACCAAGAUGGUGAGACGACACACGACGAACUGUCCAUCAUAUUUGAGACCCUCCUGCAAAACUUAGAAAACGGCAGAAUCCCAUCCCCUCCCGCACAAGCCAGACCGGCAUCCGGCCGGAGAUCGCGACGGUCCACGCCGCCAGCUUCCUCCCAGAAUGCCUCAGCGCCCCCACUCUCCCCGGCCCCCGCCGCAGAACCUGACGUGACUCUGCAGCUGCCCACGCUAACGUUCAUCCCACCGCCGGAAAUCAAGAUCAAAGACGAAGGUCGUCGUGACGGACUUCCGCAAGCACCAGUCAUCUUCUUAGCCGGCGGUCCUGGCAGUGGGAAAGGCACGCAGUGUGAGAAGAUCACUGCUCGCUACCCCGACAUCGUGCACCUGUCCAUGGGAGACAUUCUACGCAAACAGAUCUCAGAACGAGGCUCGGCGGACGAGAAGUGGGGCAUGAUCACCAAGCUGUUGAAGGAGGGAGAGAUGGCGCCUGUGAUUGGCGGCCACACAUUCACCAUCUUGUUAGACUGUGAGGACCAGUACCUUCACGACCGACUGGUCAUACGAGGGGGCGGCGGCGAGGACCGCAUCGACGACAACGUACCGGCCAUCGAGAAAAAGCUGGCCUUCUUUGCCAGGAACACGCUGCCUUUGUUGAAAGCUUUGGACGACGAGCAGAAACUGAUUGUG
Messenger RNA from Aplysia californica (California sea hare), 1560 nucleotides. RefSeq lists its product as uncharacterized. Gene Ontology annotation, cellular component: cytoplasm; cytosol. The record is from RefSeq and is a predicted model, not a curated record. NCBI's taxonomy places the organism in Eukaryota, Metazoa, Mollusca, Gastropoda, Aplysiida, Aplysiidae. Gene Ontology annotation, molecular function: ATP hydrolysis activity; ATP binding; AMP kinase activity. Gene Ontology annotation, biological process: nucleoside triphosphate biosynthetic process.